Molecule: messenger RNA, 1275 nt
Organism: Phytophthora infestans T30-4
Lineage: Eukaryota; Oomycota; Peronosporomycetes; Peronosporales; Peronosporaceae
Exons: 1
Coding region: 1-1275 (424 amino acids)
Source: RefSeq, a predicted model, not a curated record
AUGGCCAAGGUAACCAACCCUGGGUACGUCGUUUUCAACAUCGCUACUGCCGGAGUGUUCAACGCUAUCUACAAGUCGUUCAAGAUGGUCAAGACAGGCCUCAUGUGUACCUUUAACAUGUUUAACAUCGCUGAAGGCAUCUCGCGUUACAUGCGGUUCAGACAGAUCUACACCCCGAACGGGACCAAGGAGGAGCUUCUGGCUGCGGUGUAUCAGACAGAUAUGUUCCUCGUGGACCUCCCUGUCGCUAUCACUGCGUGUUUGGGCUACCCAGUCCCACACUACGCGUAUUUGACCGACGCCAUGGUGACAGCUGCGGAGACUUUUGUGAAGCAACUGAUGAUCAACCACAACUUGAUCAUGAGCUCCGUCGACUCGUUUAUGCGGUUCUUCAAGAACUCGACGUUAGGCAACUCGACCCGAGACCUUGACGCUGAGGGCGCGGCAAACCUUACAACUAUGCUUGACUCGGGUUCAAGAUGUGGAUUUGAACUCAAGAGAGUCACAGACCGCGUGAUUGUCAAAGUGGGAGACAUUCGUGAAGCCAACCCAUCAGCAACAAACGAGGACAUUCGCACCGAGAUGAGCCAGUCGUCGAUCGUACUCAACGACGUUCCACAAGUGACCAACAACUGCAUGGUGGACCUGCUCAAGACGAAGAAGCCGUACGCUGCGUAUCAAACGCGCGAUAUAUUGAGGAAAACCUUUGGCGUGAUCAUUGACCAACUCAUCGAUACGUCGACGACGGACCUGGGCGUGGCCAAGUCAAAGGAGGAAUACUGGAUCUCAACUGCUAAUCUUGGCCUCCUCGGUCUCUCCGCUAUGGAUCCCACGGGUAUCGCCUAUACGAUGUUCAAUUAUGUGCAACCUGUGUGCGGUCCAACCGAGUUCAUCGGCGAGAUUGAUGACGGAUCUGCUACUGAUGCACUUGGUCUGACGACUGUGGACGACGCGUUCCGUGGCAGUAACGGCACUUGGACGAAGAAAGGUGACGGCAUGGUGGUACUGACGUUUGUCAGCACUGACAACAAGGACGUGGAUGUUAUUAUCCACUCUGGCGGCAAGAAGUUUGCUUCUGUCAUAGUUUGCAGCGGACGGACUGUGACCUGGACGUCGACAGUGAAGCAGAUGCAGGAGAAGACCAUGUACUUGGACCGCUGGCGUCCGGGCUUUCUAAAUCUUCCUGGGUCUGGUGGUGGCUCUCUUCUGCUAUGGGUGCCGAGGUCGUCCGAAGGUGGUCACCUCGAAAUGAUCGUCAAAAUCAACAAAAGUUAG